AUGGCUGCUGGCUGGCAUGGCUGGGAUGCGUCGUCCGAGCCGUAUGACCCCUACAUCCCCGCGGGCUCCAGCUCCGGUGCCGGCGGUUCUUCGUCGGGUGCGCAGGGUGGAGCGCAGAACCAGAAGAUUGCAGACAUUCAGGCCCAGAUCGACUCGACCGUCGACAUUAUGCACCAGAACAUUACCAAGGUCGCCGAACGCGGCGAGCGUCUCGAUGCGCUCCAGGACAAGACUGACAACCUUGCCGUGUCGGCCCAGGGCUUCCGCCGUGGUGCUAGCCGCGUCAGGAAGCAGAUGUGGUGGAAGGACAUGAAGAUGCGUGUCGUCAUCGUGGUCGGCGUCUGCAUCCUGAUUGUCAUCAUUGUGGUGCCCAUCGUCAAGGCGGUCAAGUAA
Apiotrichum porosum is the source of this 393-nucleotide messenger RNA. It is a transcript of the gene SYB1, whose product is annotated as SNAP receptor, synaptobrevin. The record is from RefSeq and is a predicted model, not a curated record. Bases 1 to 393 code for a protein of 130 amino acids. Gene Ontology annotation, cellular component: SNARE complex; plasma membrane. Lineage: Eukaryota; Fungi; Basidiomycota; Tremellomycetes; Trichosporonales; Trichosporonaceae. The transcript is spliced from 6 exons. Gene Ontology annotation, biological process: vesicle fusion; vesicle-mediated transport. Gene Ontology annotation, molecular function: syntaxin binding; SNAP receptor activity.